Molecule: messenger RNA, 3039 nt
Organism: Phlebotomus papatasi
Lineage: Eukaryota; Metazoa; Arthropoda; Insecta; Diptera; Psychodidae
Exons: 5
Coding region: 1-2919 (972 amino acids)
Source: RefSeq, a predicted model, not a curated record
AUGCUGCAGAGCUUGCUGAUAAUUUGUCUAGCUGCACAAGUGAUAGCUAUAAAACCAUCCAGGGACGACAUUGAUAAACACAAUGGGAGAGACGAGAACAUCGCAAAGGUAUCAUACAGCUAUUCAGUGGCCAGUGAGGAUGGUGCUGAGAAGAUUCAUGGACAUCAGGUCUUCAGGACAGCUGACAAUGUCAAGGGGAACUUCUUCGUUCACCUGCCAAAUGGUCAAGCACAAUCCACAGUGGAUUACAUUGCUGAUGCCUUUGGGUAUCAUCCCAUUGUGAGAUACACAACGAAGGGAACAAACAGCCUGAUGAGUCAACAUUUCGCCCUCCAUACGGCAAAUUUGUCCACGGAACCACCAUCACAAUUGCCAAUUCAGCAUCCGGGCAAUCUUGAAAUUGUUGGGAUUGUGUCACCACAGCAAUUUAGCCUGUCGGAUCAGCAACAAGUGGUGCAAUCAUCACCUUCCCAUGCGGACAAUGACACACCACGGACUAUUCUCUUUCCAAUUGCCUCACCUUACCAGAAUUAUGUUACCGCCCAACCGGCGGAUGUGGAUUUUGUCAAUAUCAGUCCGGGUGUGAGCUAUCAAGUGGCCCAGGAUACCGAAACCAGGGACCACACCGAAGAGGUGGGCAUCCAAAAGUUAGUCGAAAGCACACAGAAUUUGGUGUCAAAUCAGGAUGUGCUCAAUAUCAAUGAGGCUGCUGAGGUGGAAGCUGGUACACCGGGAGAGAGUCUGUUCACUGCCACCAAUAGCACUGAGGAUGUGGCAAGUGAGGGACAGAAGGAAUUGGCGGCUGAAGAUGCCGAAGGAAGUCAAAAGCAUUUCCAGGCAAUUCGUGGUGAUCAGGGAGUGUUCGAUGAUCCCAUUGUUGUAGAUGAUGAGGAGGAAAAUGUUGUAGCAUCGAAGGAGUACCCAGAUCAAGAACCUAAGGAAGUGAGGAUCAUCCCAUCCAGGGAAUACCUUCCACAGCAAGACAACGAUGUCACUCCAAAAAGUAUAAAUGUUCAAAUAAUUGACGAUCACAAUAACGGGCAGUUCCUGAAGGAAACAACCUUCACAACAAGCACAACUCCUGCUGCAGAACCCGCUUCUCGGCAAUUCCUAAGACAAUUCAAGAGCAACCGAGGUCCUGAUGUCGUUUCUACCACAACAACCAGCACAACAAGGAUCUCCUCAGGGGGCGUGUCAGAUAAGGUCCUUGCACCCAUCCAGGCUGGUCUGAGACUCUCAAACUCAGAUGAGGACUGCGAUGAGCCUGACAAGGUAACCGAAAGGACCACUCAAAAAACCAUAGUUGAAGUCCAAAAAAGUGUCAAUGUAAAGAAUAUCGUGAUCACAGAAAAGAAGCCGCAUCCUGAUCGACCCGUUUUUGGGGCUCGCACCAAAUGCCGCAGCGGUAAUUGCAAUCCACCAAUUAUCGUAGAGAAACCAGUUGAUCGCAUUGUGCAGCAGAAAGUGAUUGUAGAGAAGCCAGUUCCUAAGAAAGUUGAGGUGCCGAAAGUGAUUGAAAAACCAGUACCAUAUCCCGUGGAAGUGCAGAAGAUCAUUGAUAGACCCUAUCCCGUUGAUAGGGUUGUGGAGAAAAAGGUUCCCGUACCCUAUCCUGUGGAAAGGGUUGUGGAAAAACCCGUUCACAUCACCAAAUAUGUCGAUCGACCCUAUCCUGUGGAGAAACAUAUCCAUGUGCCAGUAGAAAAGAUCGUAGAGAAACCCGUUACCGUUGAGAAGGUGGUAGAGAAACUUGUUGAUCGUCCAGUGCCAUAUCCUGUGGAAGUUAACAAGUUUAUCGAUCGACCGGUUCCAGUUGAAAAAGUCGUUGAGAAGCAGAUCAAGGUACCGUAUCCUGUUGAAGUGAAAAAGUACAUCGAUAGACCCUACCCAGUAGAGAAGAUUGUAGAGAAGCCAGUUCACGUACCCUAUCCUGUAGAGAAGGUUGUGGAAAAAAUUGUUGAUCGACCCGUUGAGGUUGAGAAGAUUGUGGAAAAGGAAGUUCAAAUAGCAGUUCCGGUAGAGAAGGUCGUUGAGAAAAUAAUAGAUCGACCGAUACCGGUUGAAGUUGAGAAGGUUGUAGAUCGGCCCUAUCCCGUUGAGAAACUGGUCCAUGUUCCUGUUCACAUUCCGUAUCAAGUACCUGUCCAAGUACCCGUCCAAGUUCCUGUUCAAGUUCCUGUCCAAGUCCCUGUACACGUACCCGUUCAUGUAGAAAAGCCGGUUGCCUAUCCUUAUCCUGUACCCGUAGCAGUUCCUAUCAACAAACACAUCCAUCACACCAAAUACGUAGGACACUCUGUAGUCCCUGUUGUUCACUACAAGGGCAAGCCCUUCUUCUACAAAUCACCCAAUAUCAAACACUUUCAUCUUGAUCAUCUUCCUGCAAAGCUUCAGAGCUAUCCCCUCACAGCUACGUCCACAGUCCUUCACCCUAUCGCCCAACCUAGUAUCACCAAGCACAUUCACCUCAACAGCCCUACGUCAGUCAAGGUGAACGCUGAUGCAUCGAUUUCAUCUGUCUACGGACAUCCACCACAGAAACUCAAACCGGUCUACGGAGUACCUGACAUUUUUGAUCAUCACGACCCCAAAACCACUCAUUUCAAUGUCAAGAUCAACGAUCACGGUUUCGGAGGAUAUGCUGGUCAUUUUGGCUACCACAGUGGCUUAGGGGCUGAUAGUGCAGCUCAUUCAAGCUACUCAACAGGGGUGAUCUUCAAGGAUGACUACCUAGGACCCCUUCCCCUGAAAACCGACUACUGGGGUCACAGUGUCAAUGUGCCUCGCUUCAAGUACCGUCGCAAUCUUGAUUAUCUCAAGAAUAUCCGAUGGGAGUACGGAUUCAAGCCCCCUCUUGUGCCAUCACCUGAGAUCGAUGAACUCGGCAAUCCUAUCAAUAAGGAUGCCAAAGAGACAUGAUCACUUUGCAGGGGUUUUCGGGGUGGGUGACCUCUGGGUCUGCGUUAGCGAAUACUUAAUGGGGUCAAGGACCAGUGGUAAAGGAAAAUGUCAUGAGACUGAUUGAAAAGUAAAUUUUUU